GAAAAGGAUAAACAGGGUCACAUUGAAGAUAUCUCACUCUACCACUUAUUUCUCCAUCAAAAGAGUCCAUGUGGUUCUCUACCAUUCAGGUCUGAACAGGAUAUCUCUGGUGCCUGAGGAAGCUGAUCACUGUGAGCCCUAAUUUACCUGGGAGAGAUCCAAUGAAGAUGGGGUCAUUUUCUGCUGCCUCUACCCAUAACUGCAUCUUUAUUCUGGGUGCUAAGAGUCAAAGAAACGUCUAUUGCUAAACACGACCAGCGGUACCCCAGUUUGUCUUGAACAUCACCUUUUGAAGGAUUCUGCCCUUUAUGGCGUGUCAUGCUGGUCCUAAUGAUAUCCUGGCACUUAGGAGCAUCGAAAACCCCCCAACGGUGGAUGUAAACACAACGUGUUGACCAGGAGAAACCUCCAUUGGCUUCAGGAGCUUAGAUCAGAUUUGUGAACAUUUAGAAAAUGCAUUUACCACCAAGGAAAAAGCUUCGAUGGAACCGUGUCUUUUUCCUGCUGGCCAUGAUAUUGACUUUCUCCAUCUAUCAGUUUAUUUAUAAACCCCAAAUCCUUUCAGCCUCCUGGGGAGGAUCUCAACCUGAGGAGCAAGUGAAAGUAGCCAUCAGAGACCUUUCCAGCAACACGACUGCUGCAGCACACAAUGACACCACAACGCCCAAGAUAAGGCAAUGUGUGUAUGUGGAUCCUGAGCCAACUGUGCCCAUCUCUGUGGCAGUGAGUCCAAGCCCCCUGCCAGGAGAUGUCACAUCCAGCCACCCAGAUGAAGAGAGGCACUCUCCCACACAUGCCCCAAAAGGAGAGUACCCCGAAGACCUGUUCAGUGUGGAGGACCGCAGGAAAGGGUGGGUUAGCCUUCACAUCUUUGGUAUGAUGUAUGUGUUUGUGGCUUUGGCCAUAGUGUGCGAUGAAUUUUUUGUCCCUGCUUUGGGCGUGAUCACAGAAAAGUUGCAGAUCUCUGAUGAUGUGGCGGGAGCCACCUUCAUGGCAGCAGGUGGAUCAGCACCAGAACUCUUCACAUCUCUCAUAGGUGUCUUCAUCUCACACAGCAAUGUGGGCAUCGGCACCAUUGUGGGCUCAGCCGUGUUUAAUAUCCUUUUUGUCAUUGGUACCUGUGCCCUGUUCUCCAGGGAGAUACUCCAUCUGACCUGGUGGCCGCUGUUUAGAGACAUCUCAUUCUACAUUUUAGAUCUAUUGAUGCUCAUCGCAUUUUUCCUAGACAGUUUAAUUGACUGGUGGGAAAGCCUCAUGUUACUGAGUGCCUACAGCAUGUAUGUGAUCACCAUGAAGUGGAAUGUAUACUUUGAACAAUGGGUGAAGGAUCUGUUGAGCAAGAGGAGAAAUUUCGUCCAGGCAGCAGCUUUAGAAGUAAAAAAGAAGAAAAGUACGGGGUCCAUCCUCGAAGAUGGAGCAAAACCACCAGGAGAGAGCAAGAGGCUGCAGCUCAUGCCAUCCUUGCAGCGAGGAGGCAGCUCAGCCUCUCUCCACAACAGUCAAAUGCGUAGCACCAUCUUCCAGCUCAUGAUCCACACCCUGGACCCCCUGGCAGAAGGUGAGCAGAUGCCGCUCAACUAUACGAUCCCGUGCCCUACCCCUAUUGCAGCCAAGUUUAAAGACAAGGUUGACAUCUUGAGAAACAUGGCCAAGGCCAAGAUUGACUCUCAGCUCAAGCUAGUCACAAAGUCAGGGGAGGAAGCCCAGGUACCCAGUGCCGUGAAAGUGACCCCUGCCAGUGAUGAGGAGCCCAGCAAAGAGCAGGAUGAACAGAACGCUGAUGCCAAUGUGGAUCCUGAUGCAAAAGCAGAUGCGGAUCCAGAUGCAAAGGGAGAUGCAAAUGCAGCUCCAGAUGCAAAGGCAGAUGCAGAUGCCCCUCAGGACGAGCAGCCCUCUUCAGAGGGUGAGGGCUCAGAAGAGAGCAGCUCAGAGGAGGACAGCGAUGAUGACAGCGGGGAUGAGGAUGAUGACGACGACAAUGACGAAAACGAUGAGCCGCUCUCCCUUGAAUGGCCAGAAACCAGGAGAAAACAAGCAGUGUACCUCUUCCUCCUGCCCAUUGUGUUCCCCCUCUGGACUACCGUGCCCGAUGUUAGGAACCCGAACUCCAGGAAAUUCUUUGUCUUCACGUUUCUCGGCUCCAUCCUCUGGAUCGCCAUAUUCUCCUACCUCAUGGUGUGGUGGGCUCACCAGGUUGGUGAAACAAUUGGGAUUUCAGAGGAGAUUAUGGGCUUGACGAUCCUGGCCGCAGGGACUUCCAUCCCUGACCUCAUCACAAGCGUCAUUGUUGCUCGCAAAGGUUUGGGUGACAUGGCUGUCUCCAGCUCUGUGGGUAGCAACAUCUUUGAUAUCACUGUGGGUCUGCCAGUUCCUUGGUUCCUUUAUUCCCUCUUCAACGGAUUCAAAUCGGUUCCCGUCAGCAGCAAUGGCCUGUUUUGUGCAAUCGUUCUGCUCUUCCUCAUGCUCCUGUUUGUGAUCAUCUCAAUCGCCACAUCCAAGUGGAAGAUGAACAAGUUCCUGGGGUUCACCAUGUUUGCUCUGUACUUUGUGUUUCUUAUUGUCAGCGUGAUGCUUGAAGAUAGGAUCAUAUCCUGCCCAGUAUCUGUAUGAAGGCUGGACAAGCCAGGACACACACAUUCUUGUAAAGGAGAUCUCAGUGUACACAUAAAUGAAUGCAAGCAGGGGUUUACGGUAGCUCUGUAUUUUACUGAUUCGAAACAAACUGCCUGCAAACCCGAGCUUUACUGACCUUUUGACAAAUUCAUGCAAGUUUUGUUACCAAGAUGUUUGAAAACUAAACACUUAAAGCUUUGUCUCUAAACAACCCAACUGUGUUUCUAAGUGUCAAAGCAGCAAGCCUGAUGCACUGAGCCCUGCCAGGAUUUACACACGUGCUAUGUGCUGAGAGUGGCAGCUGACUUCAGGGUAACAUUAAUCACAAGUGUACACUUUUGCAGGAUCAGAUCCCAAAUUGAUCAUCAGACUGCUCCAUCUUAAACCUGUGAAAGUCAAUAGAGCUUCAUCCUAGCUUUCAAUGUGCAUGGGUCAGACCCCCAGGGAAGCUUUAUACAGUGAGAAGAAGUGCAGGAGAGCUAGUCAGGAACAGCAAUUCUGCACAAACGCGACAUUUUGGAAGUGGAUUAGCCUAGUGUCCAUGCAAGGAGUUACUACUGUGCUCUAAAUCUGCAUCAUAGCUAUUUCACAAGGACUUCCCCAUAGACAUUUGCCCUGAUAGUGAAGUUCAUCUCUGUGGAUAGGGCCAGUACAAGCACCUACCUGCUAGUGACCUUCUAUAUCUCCCCCAUCAAAAUAGGGCUUAAAUGGGAUCUACCUCUGAUACAGGAGCCUUAUGCUGGCCCCUCUGAACAGGGGAGGGGAUUUCACCCUGAAGAUUUUAGAGAAAGAGCAUGAAAAGCCAUGUCUGUACUUAGGAAAAGAUUGCAUUUGCCAGGUGUGGAGCAGGUCUGAAAAGCCAAUCUGCUCCUUUCUGAACACUGCAGGGUCUAAUCCUGCAGUGCAUUGGUGGAGUCCAGCAGAAACCACUGGGGCCCUGCAUGGACAGAAGAGGUUGCGAACGCAGCUUUGCAGAUCCAGGGACUGGAACAGCAUGUGGCACAGCAGUGCAAGGCCAAGAAAGCAGGAAGUGACACUGUUCCACAAGAGGAAGCUGAAAUGCUCCCAUUUGCUUUUCACUCCCGGACACCAACUUCUGACACUUACAGCAUUUGCAUCCAGCGCCCGCCCCUGCUGUUAACACGAAUGUCUUUUGCAGAACCAUGCUAUGCGAUUACUGUUCAUGUAACUGGCAUCCACCAUAAAUCAAUUAACCUGUAUGGUUUAAAGUUACCAAAUGCCUCAGUUAAACAGUAGCAUAGUGAAACAUUACAGGCACUUCUGUCAUUCUUAAGCCAUUUAAUAAAAUUUAAAUGAAAAUAACCAUAUUGAGAUAUUUUAGUUUUUUAUUGGAUUUAUUGUAAAACUCUGAAUAGAUCCAUUUUAUCUUUUUGGAUGAGACAGAAAAAGUUUUUUUCCCCCCAUCAUUGUGAACAUUGACCUAUGUACUUUAAAUGAACUACAAUCCAAAAUAAACCUCCAACAUACUGAUGUUUUUGGUAAAUACAGUGUAAACGUUACAUA
Gavialis gangeticus (Gharial) is the source of this 4137-nucleotide messenger RNA. RefSeq names its product solute carrier family 24 member 1 (gene SLC24A1). Gene Ontology annotation, cellular component: membrane. The transcript has 11 exons. The coding region runs from base 454 to 2610 and encodes 718 amino acids. Gene Ontology annotation, molecular function: calcium, potassium:sodium antiporter activity; calcium channel activity. NCBI's taxonomy places the organism in Eukaryota, Metazoa, Chordata, Crocodylia, Gavialidae. Gene Ontology annotation, biological process: long-term synaptic potentiation; calcium ion transmembrane transport; long-term synaptic depression. The record is from RefSeq and is a predicted model, not a curated record.